Aplosporella prunicola CBS 121167 is the source of this 330-nucleotide messenger RNA. RefSeq lists its product as uncharacterized. The transcript is spliced from 3 exons. The coding region runs from base 1 to 330 and encodes 109 amino acids. The record is from RefSeq and is a predicted model, not a curated record. NCBI's taxonomy places the organism in Eukaryota, Fungi, Ascomycota, Dothideomycetes, Botryosphaeriales, Aplosporellaceae.
AUGGCUGCUCGCGAAGCUGCUUGCGAAGUCGCCCGGGAGGCUGCUGAGGAUGCUGCGCGUGCACGUGGUCCUGGACUGACAGUAGUCGCUGCAGUCAGAUACACUGACGGGCCUGGCACCCUUGGGGAGCGCAUCGGCGAGGCACUCAAUGCCAUCAGAGAAGCUGGUGGACACAUUGUCCGGCUCGACUUUGGCUCGUCGACCGUUCAGUACUACAAGGUCAACACUGACAGCCCCGUUGACAUCACCACGGGCGAUUGGGAUGAUUUCAAGCGCAUCAAACCGCCUGCAUCGGCUGCGGCUGCCGACGUGAGUGAAGACACGGAGUGA